CUUCUACACUGAGAUGGGACAGUGUGAAUUACUGUGAGACCUAACAUGAAAGGAGUCUGUGUUCCCAGGAACAUAAGGAAAUGUAAAGGUUCACCAUUCAAGGGACCUGAAAAAACGAGAAGGCAGCAUUGCCAUCUGAACACUAGGAGUGAUGGGAAGUCCAUCGUCAGAGCACAUUUGUCUGGCGGGAUAGUAUUUGUCACGUGACUCAAGCCUGACCAGUGUCUAAACUGUGUUCAGGUUUGGAAAUGAAGUAGGGAGUGAGAGUCCGUUAACAAUUCUACAAGACUAAUUGCUGCACGUAGUAUUCAAAGGCGAGAUUUUUGGCACGGGAUUUGGGGCCGUGCUAAAAGCAGAAAAAAACGGUUGCUACGGGGUUUAACGGGGGCGUGUUUAGGGGCUCUCAACAGCCAGUCCUAGUGCCAAACGUUCUCAAGGGGGCGUGGCCGUGGGGAGACAGUAGCCAAUGACAGGGCCGUGAAUAGGGUGGGGCAACCAGCCAGUGCAGAGAGCCGAGUGCAGCAAUUGGGCGAGGCUGAGGACGUGAGGAACCGUAGCGUGCUCCGUCUCUUGAGCUGUUAGUUUUAAGUGUAGCUGGUACUUCAGCUACCACCAAACUUCGAGUCUCAGCUGCCGUUAAACAUCAUGGAAGAUUCUCAGAGAGAGCAAGAGCGGAUGAUACGACGCCACCUUCGCGAGAAGGAAGAGCUUCAGGCCCGCAUCCAGGGCAUGAAGAACUCGGUCCCCAAGAGCGACAAGAAGAGAAGAAAGCAGUUGCUCCUAGAUGUGGCCCGCCUCGAGGCUGAGAUGGAGCAGAAGCACCGGCAGGAAAUGGAGAGGUUCCAAGAGAGUUGCCCUGAUAACGGCAACCUCAAUUCCAUCACAGAAGAUCUUGCCAAGAUGGAUCUUGAGAACCGGCCUCCCAGCGUGUCGAGGGCACAGAAAAGGCGCGAAAGAAGGGCGGCCCUCCAGAGAGAGCGCCAGGGGAGCAUCGCCGAGGUGGAGAUGGAGCAUCUGUCCAGCUUCCGCCGUGAAGAGGAGGAGAAGCUCGCCGCCAUACUGGGACCCAAGAACCUGGAGAUGAAGGACAUCCCGGCCGACAGCCACUGCAUGUACCGCGCCAUCCAAGACCAGCUGGUGUUCUCCGUGACCGUGGAGAGCCUGCGGAACCGCACCGCCCUGUACAUGCGCAAGCACAUCGACGACUUUCUGCCCUUCUUCAGCGACCCCGAAACCGGCGACGCCUACAGCCGCGAUGACUUCUUGAGCUACUGCGACGACAUCGUGCGCAAGUCGUUGUGGGGAAGCCAGCUGGAGCUGAGGGCCCUCUCGCACGUCCUGCAGACCCCCAUCGAGGUGAUCCAGGCCGAAUCGCCCAUCAUCGUCAUUGGGAAGGAGUAUACCAAAAAGCCGCUCACCCUCGUCUAUUUGCACUACACCUGCAACCUCGGGGAGCACUACAACUCGGUGAGGCCGCUGGAGGCCGGCGCCGUCGGGGGCGCGGCCCCGCGGCUCUUCUAGGCCCCCGCGCCACUGCCGUGGCCACUGGAGCCGGAGCCGAAGCCACCGCCGCACCUCCCCAGUAGGCUCCGGUUUUUUUUUUGCUUUCGGUUUUCUCGGUUUUUUUCUUGGUUCGUUUCACUCGAAUGUCGACCCCCUCUCUCCCUCCCCUCCCCCACCCCCACGCCCGCGCUCUCCUACCUGGCAGUUCUUUCUUCUCUCAACCUUGUGUUGCUUUUGAGGGGUAGGGGGGCGGGGAGGCUCAGCACACGGGUAAUAUAAUAUCUGUAUUGUUCUACCCAAGGGGAGGGAGUAGGUUUGCUAAAGUUGAACCGCCUCUUGCCCUUAGGGGGCUUCGCCUCCCUUACCAAUGAGAAUUGUUCGCGUUGCACUUACCUUUGAGAUAAAAAUAGAAAUUUGGUUUGAUGCCUUCUUAACUUGGGAAAAAGCAGUGGAGCUCAGGAUCUUCAGAUUGUCCCAUGAAUGUAUUAUAUUGGAUUACUUAGAUAAAGUUGGAGUUUCUGUGAUCGAAAUGCUUUGUGAAUGCCUUUUGCUUACUAGUUCUUUGGGAAAAAAUGUAUCCUGGUCUAUUUUGACGGUUACUUUUUAAAGCCCAGUUGGGCUCUUCUAGAGAUGUCUCAAGUUAUGGAUAAGAGCUCCUCUAGUAUUUUGCUUUGUUUUUUUCCAUACAAACUUGUGUGGUUCCCAAUUAAUUUUAGUUAUUUAGGUAUUUGCUAAAUUCUACUUAAAGCGUUUGUUAAACUUAGAAAUUAAAUGUAAGUGCUAAACAUAGAAGUUAAAUAAUUAAAUUUACAAAAAUUGGCAGGUUAGAUAAGGUUUGCUCUAAGAUGCAAAAGAUAUCAAUUUAAUUUCCUUUAUUAAAGAUAGGAAGGGAUAUGACUUCAUUCAAGUAGUUGAUCCAUUUCAUUGUGUCUACACCAAGUAUGAGGCAAAAGGAGACAUACUGAUAAGUAGCUUAACUUACUACAAGGCUGAGAUCUGAACCAGUAAGUUUUCUUUAGUCUGUGACAUAAAAGGAUACAACUUUAUUCAAAUAGUUGAUCCAGUUUGUUGUGUCUACAAGUGGUAUAAAGUUUGAAAGAUCUGAACUUAGCAUGUUUUCCUUAAUUCUUAGAGAUAGAAAACUUUUUUAGAAGAUUUUAAUAAGUAAACAUACUUGAUCCAUUUUGUUACAUCUACAACUGGCAUGAGGCAAAAAAAGUGAGCAAGAUAGUUUUGUUGGUAUCUUUUGUUGGUUGAGGCUCAUUGAUAUCUUGAAUUUGCCAAUAGAAUAGUAUAAGUGAAAUGAUUUGCAAUAAACAGCUUACAAUGUUGUAAAUCUUUAGAUCCUGUAUUUCAGUGGGUUUACUUAAAUUCAUUGAAAAAGUUUAUUGUACACAGCAAAUGUAAAACAAAAUAUAUAAAUUCAAAAGAAUUUUUUAAAUAU
Messenger RNA from Neofelis nebulosa (Clouded leopard), 2947 nucleotides. It is a transcript of the gene OTUD6A, whose product is annotated as OTU deubiquitinase 6A. The transcript has a single exon. Gene Ontology annotation, molecular function: cysteine-type deubiquitinase activity. The coding region runs from base 646 to 1521 and encodes 291 amino acids. The record is from RefSeq and is a predicted model, not a curated record. Gene Ontology annotation, biological process: protein K27-linked deubiquitination; protein K29-linked deubiquitination; protein K33-linked deubiquitination. Lineage: Eukaryota; Metazoa; Chordata; Mammalia; Carnivora; Felidae.